Messenger RNA from Pochonia chlamydosporia 170, 330 nucleotides. RefSeq lists its product as hypothetical. The record is from RefSeq and is a predicted model, not a curated record. NCBI's taxonomy places the organism in Eukaryota, Fungi, Ascomycota, Sordariomycetes, Hypocreales, Clavicipitaceae. The transcript has a single exon. Bases 1 to 330 code for a protein of 109 amino acids.
AUGUGCGUUCCCGUUCAGGACCACUGCCCUUCUUGUCACCAGAACGAUGGUGAAGUUUAUCGCCACCAGUGUCCAGUUGGGUACGAGUUUAGACCGGGCUCUUAUGCCGCGAUUGUUCACACUGUCGACGAAUCAAAUCCCAUGAUCAUUCAGGUGGUUUGCAAACGUUGCAGACGCGCAAAGGCCCAAACCUGGAUACAGCGGCAGCUCUCCUGGCGGUUGACCCGGCGGCGGAAGCGAAUCAACGAAGACUCAUGCCAAGUUUGUCAGAACGGAAACAAGUUCAGAGAAGAGCCUCUGCGAAUCGAUCGAACUUUUAUUGAGGGAUGA